AUGUGUCAGUGUGUGUAUGAGUUCUUAAUGUCAGGUUACGACACGCCUCCCAUCCCGACAAACCUCCGAGCAAAAGUGAUAUCACCGACAACUAUAAUGCUGGAGUGGACUGACCCUUCCCUGUUUCCUCCCACUUCCCAAGUACCAGACGACGCCAGGUACUACGUCGUCGAGUACUCCUACAUCAACCCCCUCACUGGAAAAACUUUAGAGAAAACUGAAACUUUUAGGAAAUUGCAGGUUGUUAUAAGCAAUUUGAUACCAGCGACAAAGUACGAUUUCAAGGUGAAGACUGACAACGAGGGUCACAGAAGUAAUUUCUCAGCAGUCGUAUCUGAAAGAACGUUGGAAACAGCUCCAGGUUCUCAGCCAAGAAAUGUGACAGUUCAUGAGUUGAACGUUGAUGAACAGAACAAACUGGUGACCGCCGUCGUCAGAUGGAAACCUCCAAAACGUGUCAAUGCCAACGUGACUGAUUACGAGAUUAGAUACACAGACAAGUUAGACGCCAUUCACGGAGACUGUCAGAUCGUAUCAGUUCGCCAACAAACUGAAGUCCUCAUUGAAAACCUGGUUCUCGGAAACAGUUACUUUUUCCAGGUUCAAGCCAAAAAUGCUUUCGGUUAUGGACCUAAAUCAGACAUCAUCAAAUUUCAAGCCAAGAAAACUAUCGAUGCCCCUAAUCCUCCUUCAAACGAAGAAAAAAAAGUUGAUGAAGACAUCGACGAAGAUAACCAAGAAGACAUUGAGGAGAGUGAUCGAGAUGCUUUCGACGAAGAGUACGAUGACGAUUACGAGAGCGAGUUUGACCGCCAGCAAGACGCGACACACUCACAACAUCAAUCGCCUGAAAUCAUUGCUAAACGAAAAAGAAAACAGACUCUAGCCUACCCCGACGAUUCAGAUGAUACUUACAAAGCGCGUCCGAGUAACGUGCAAAUAGAUUUCAAGGUCAUUUUACAGGUGAAGGUCAACGCCUUCAUAACGUGGCCUGCCAAUCAACCGGCGACAUCUGUCCACAACAACGAAGGUGGAAACAACUGUCAGACGGUUGAGCGGCCGAAGAGUUACAAGAUCCGCUACAAGAAACAAGAGCAGAACUACCAACAUUCGCAUCACGGCAACCAGCAACCGUGGGUGAACAGAAAUCUGAAGGACAACAUGGUGGUGUUAGAAGAUCUUGAAGCUAAUUGUAAAUACGUCUAUCAAGUUAAAUAUUUGGUCGACAGUGACUCACCUUGGUCCCCUUCACAAUAUAUUUCUACCUACACACACAAAGACCAAAUGAUUAACUGAUAUUUCUUGAUAUUAUACAGUUAUUUAUUUAUUAAUUUAUUCAUUCAACUUUUUGCCAAUGUUUUAUUUUACCGCUAUAUAUGUUAGCGAAUAUAAAAGUAAAUGAACAACAUAUGUAUAUAUGUAACUGUGUGAGAUUUAACAUUUAUUUUUCAUAUAAUAAACGAUGAAAAGAAGUUCUGUUGUGAUAGAGGGCAAUACUUGGAAAUAUGGGCAUAAUUUUUGUUUUUUAGUAGAGUCCAAUAUAAGAUGUUAAAAAUAUUUCGAUGUGCGUGCCUGUACGAAUGAGAUGUUUCAAUAAAUAUAAACUGUUCAUUUAUUUGAAACAACCAGUCGGCCAGCCAGCCAACCGCGUGUAUUUCAUUUUCCUCCACCCAUCCAAACGAUCACUCAAACGGAGAUGAAACUCAUAUUAAGGAGCUUGAGAACUUUUUCCGAAU
Messenger RNA from Helobdella robusta, 1736 nucleotides. RefSeq lists its product as hypothetical. Bases 1 to 1296 code for a protein of 431 amino acids. Gene Ontology annotation, molecular function: protein binding. Lineage: Eukaryota; Metazoa; Annelida; Clitellata; Rhynchobdellida; Glossiphoniidae. The transcript has 6 exons. The record is from RefSeq and is a predicted model, not a curated record.